AUGGCUAGUGUGAUACAUUUAAAAGGUGUAAGGACUAGGUUUAGAAAUGUUCUAAAAAAGAAUAUUGAAGCUGCCAAGGAAUUACUGAAGUGUGAUGUCGAAUUUUGUGAUAUUGACAGGAAUAUUUCAGAAACAAAUAAAUGUAUGCAAAGUCUUAAAAAGUAUUGUGAAAAGUUGGAGCUACAAAGUGAGAAAUUAUCUGGUGCUGAUGAAGAAACUGACACGGAGUUUGUCCAACAAAUUACUGAUGAAGAUAGUGAAUUAUGUACAGACGCUGUAGAGUGUUGUAUCAUUUUACAGCAACACAAGGAGUUAUUACUUAGCGAGAAGGAAAAGAGUGAAACAAAACAAGUAAAAAAUGUAACGAUUGAAGAAACGCAAAACGAACAACUCGUAUCUUUACAGAGAGACAUGCAAAGACUAAUGGAAAUACAAUUACAACAACAGGAAAAACUCAUAGAAUCUCAGACUAACAAAGGUAAAGUCUCUUCUACGAAAUUACCUAAGUUAGACUUAAUAUCUUUCAGUGGCGAUAAAACAAAAUGGAUUGAAUUCUGGGAUUCGUUCAAGUGUUCUGUUCACGAAAAUGCAACGCUUUCCAACAGUGAAAAGUUCAAUUAUUUGAGGAGUAAAGUGUACGGUGAAGCUCAGCGUGCAAUAUCAGGUCUUACGUUAUCCGAUGCUAACUACGAAGUAGCUGUCGGAGUUCUAAAGGAACGUUUCGGGAACGAACAAGAAGUGGUCGACGUACAUUAUAACAAGUUAAUUAAUUUACAACCUGCAACAAACAAAACAAGCAGUUUAAGAGUACUACUUGAUGCAGUAGAAAAACACUUACGCAGCCUAGAAGUGUUAGGACAAAAUGUGAAUCAAGAUGUGUUUGUGUCCAUGAUAAGAGCCAAAUUACUAGAAGAUGUGUUAGUCCAACUGGAAAUUCUCAAUGGUACGAAGAAUGAGUGGAAUACAUUUAGGCUAAGAGACAGGUUACGGGAGUAUAUUAUAGCGAGAGAAAGGGCUGAAAAGGACAAAGAACCAGAUAAAAGAUCUUUAAAUUCGCACUCAGUACAAAAAGGAAUAAUAUUAAAUGAGUCAAAAGAACCGAUAACGAGAAGCUUUUCAAAUUCAGGAUCCGCACACGUGUUAGCAGCCGUUAGAAAACAACCAACUAUGAAAAGAAACACCGAAAAUUACGCUGAUAAAUGUCGUUAUUGUCAACAAAAACACUGGAGUGACGAGUGUAACAAAUAUCGGACUAUCAGUGAAAGGAAACAACAACUAAAGGACAGUUGUUAUAAAUGCUUGAAGACAGGUCACCAAUCCAAUGAGUGCAAGAGAAACAAAUUAUGUACCCACUGUGGUGAAGUAAAUAAACACCACCGUAGUUUGUGUCCAAAGAAAUUUAAAUUUAGAGAAACAAUGUCAAGUGAAGUAACGGAAGCCAUGGACGUUUCUGAAGAAAAUGUGCUUGUGUCAACAGAUGAAAUGGUCCUGAUGCAGAUAGCCCUGACGGAUAUAAAAAAUCCAGAAACCUCUGAAACUCAGUCUGUGCGACUUAUAUUAGAUUCGGGAUCUCAUCGAACAUAUAUUACUGAAAAACUAGCAAAUAGGUUAAAGAAACAGGGGAACAGGAAAUCAAACUAG
Messenger RNA from Mercenaria mercenaria, 1641 nucleotides. RefSeq lists its product as uncharacterized. The record is from RefSeq and is a predicted model, not a curated record. Lineage: Eukaryota; Metazoa; Mollusca; Bivalvia; Venerida; Veneridae. The coding region runs from base 1 to 1641 and encodes 546 amino acids. Gene Ontology annotation, molecular function: zinc ion binding; nucleic acid binding. The transcript has a single exon.